AGCUGCUUACAUAUAUGACUUUAUAUCGAGCCUGACGGUGCUUGUUUCACCUGUUCUUCCCCUGUAACUGCUUCACUCCAGGUUCUUCCAGAAACCCCCAUCCCACCAGUCCCCAUGUUCGCACCGGAUAAACUGGGGUUCGAAAUGGACUUCGGCUUCAGGAACACGGCUUCUAUUGGGGACUUUAACCCCUUCAGCGCUAGCAUACCGGCCACCAAAGUGGAGUUGACCGUCUCCUGCAGGAAUCUGUUGGACCGAGACACAUUUUCCAAAUCUGAUCCAAUUUGUGUAUUGUAUACGCAAGGCAUUGGAAACAAAGAAUGGAGAGAGUAUGGGAGGACGGAAGUGAUCGACAACACCUUAAAUCCAGAUUUUGUAAAAAAAUUUAUAAUGGACUACUUUUUUGAGGAGAGACAGAAUCUUCGAUUUGAUUUGUAUGAUGUCGACUCAAAGAGCCCUAAUCUAGCCAAACAUGAUUUUCUUGGUCAGAUGUAUUGCACAUUGGGGGAAAUCGUUGGUUCUCAAGGAAGCCGGCUUGAGAAGUCUGUAACGGGAAUUCCAGGGAAAAACUGUGGAACAAUCAUAGUCUCAGCAGAAGAGCUGAAUAACUGUAGAGAGUCUGUCUUAAUGCAGUUUUGUGCCAAUAAGCUUGACAAGAAAGACUUUUUUGGAAAGUCUGAUCCUUUUCUAGUGUUUUACAGAAGUAAUGAAGAUGGCAGCUUUACAAUCUGCCACAAGACAGAGGUUGUAAAAAACACAUUAAACCCAGUAUGGCAGGCCUUUAAAGUUCCAGUAAGAGCACUGUGCAAUGGGGAUUUUGACAGAACAAUUAAAGUAGAAGUCUACGACUGGGACAGAGAUGGAAGCCACGAUUUCAUUGGGGAAUUUACAACAAGUUAUAGAGAGUUAUCUAGAGGGCAAUCUCAGUUCAAUGUAUAUGAGGUAAUCAACCCAAAGAAGAAAGGAAAAAAGAAAAAGUAUGUAAACUCUGGCACUGUUACAUUGCUUUCCUUUCUGGUCGAAACAGAAGUUUCAUUUCUUGACUAUAUUAAAGGAGGGACACAAAUCAAUUUCACAGUUGCCAUAGAUUUUACUGCAUCAAAUGGUAACCCUGCACAGCCAACCUCUUUGCAUUAUAUGAAUCCUUAUCAGCUUAAUGCAUAUGGCAUGGCACUAAAGGCAGUUGGAGAGAUUAUUCAGGAUUAUGAUAGCGAUAAAAUGUUUCCUGCAUUAGGAUUUGGAGCAAAGUUGCCACCUGAUGGAAGAGUAUGUCAUGAAUUUGCUUUGAAUGGAAAUCCCCAAAACCCUUACUGUAAUGGAAUAGAAGGAGUGAUGGAAGCCUAUUACAGAAGUUUGAAAAGUGUACAGCUCUAUGGCCCUACAAAUUUUGCUCCAGUGAUUAAUCACGUUGCAAGAUAUGCUGCUUCAGUAAAGGAUGGCUCGCAGUACUUUAUUCUGCUGAUUAUUACAGAUGGAGUUAUCUCUGACAUGGCUCAGACAAAGGAGGCUAUAGUCAACGCCGCAAAACUUCCUAUGUCGAUUAUCAUUGUAGGAGUGGGACCUGCCGAAUUUGAUGCCAUGAUAGAACUGGAUGGAGAUGAAAUCAGGCUUUCAUCAAGAGGACGCUAUGCAGAAAGAGAUAUAGUGCAGUUUGUUCCUUUCCGAGACUACAUUGACAGAAGUGGAAACCACGUUUUAAGCAUGGCACGGUUAGCCAAGGAUGUGUUAGCUGAGAUCCCAGACCAGUUUCUCUUGUACAUGAGAACCAGAGGAUUCAAGCCAUUUCCAGCUCCACCUCCAUAUACACCCACAGGACAUCUUUUACAGACUCAGAUCUGACAACUCUAAAGUACAGUACUUCCAAACUCUCAUGAAGUCUUACAAGCUGACAAGUCAGCUUUCAAGUCAAAGGUGCACUAAGAAACAAUUAGUAGGACUGCUAUUCUGAAUGGAAUAUCGAAUGCUUUUUUGGAUCUAACAGAUUCUGUUUACAGACCAAAACUGUAAAUAUGGAUAUAUGGUAAAAUAGAAAGAUUUUGAUUACUCGGCAGGAAAAAAAAACAAAAAAAAAACUUUCCUAAAUGAGUCUUAUUUUUGUGACCGUUCAUUUAUAUUGGAAUUGUUGGGGAAAGCACAAAUAACACUUUUAAUCCAAACCAUAUUGUUCUCCCUAACUGAUAUCUACUUUUAUGGGAAUGCAGUUCUGUCAAUGUUUACAUGUUACUAAUUUUUAAACUUAAAUACUUUUUGUAACUAUUCUUAAAAAAAAAGAAAAAAAACAAAUUAAAUAAAAUCCAGUGUCUUCUAGCUGGCAAUAAGUAUAGCCACAAAAUCCAAGCAAUAUCCCCUUAGUCGUAGACAAACCUAAAGAGAAAUAUAUUUACAUACCUGAAAAGAAAAAGAAAAAAAAAAGAAUCCCUCAUGCUUAAUCAUCAGUUGCCAAAUUAUUUAUAUAUAGGAAAAAUGAAAGGCUGUGAACUAAAGAAGAAAAAAAAUAAUCAACCCAAAUAAUUUAUCCUUACUAAAUGUGCUAAAGAUAAAAUUAGAAUGGACACCUCAAAAUAAUCUGAAAUAAAUUUAACAUAAAAACACAAUGUCUAUAUCAUUUAUAUGAAGUCAGCAGCUUGUUGGCUGCCUUUUAUUUUUUUACUGUGAUUAAAAUAGUAACGUCAACAUUUUUGUAAAUUUAUUAUGCUAUGGUGCAUGGUGUCUGGAUAAUGUCUGUCAAAAGGGUAAUAGCUCAACCUGUUGAUGGGGUUUAUUGUUGGCACCUAAUAACAUCAAUGCCAUAGAGCGUGGGUAGACUGAAGCACAUGAUUAGGUAAUAAGUACUGCUUUGUAUAACAGAUGCAGGAGGUGGCAGCAUAGAAGAGUAUUGAGCAAUGUUUGGAAAAUGCACGUCCGUGUACUAUGUAAACACAAACUAUGUUUACGAAACUACCCAAAUAACUAUAUAUGCUUGUUCAUAUAUAAUGGUACAAUGUUUUUGCAUGUACAGUUUUUACUACAUUCUACACAGUUGUGUGCUACUUUGUGUCAACUACAAUACAUUAUUCUAGAACUAAUGGCCUUAAACACACACCCAGUUCCUCAAAAAUGAUUGUGAAUUGCCUUCAAAUGAUGGAAAUAUUCUAUCAUUUUUGUGUCAACCUUGUAACUGCUUUGUAAUGUAAUUUUAUUUGCAUAAUAUAUGCAUAAAUAUUUAUAUGAUGUACUGUUAAAAAUUACAUUUAUUGUAGCAAACCCUUUCUUUUGUAAGCAUGGUAACGAGUAUUUUGCUGAAUUUAAAUCUAAAUAUAUCUGCCAUUUUAGAUGAUAUAUACUUAUGUAAUGCUAUAUCCUAAAUUUUUAUUAAAACGAUUUAAAAAU
Spea bombifrons (plains spadefoot toad) is the source of this 3369-nucleotide messenger RNA. It is a transcript of the gene CPNE8, whose product is annotated as copine 8. The record is from RefSeq and is a predicted model, not a curated record. Gene Ontology annotation, biological process: cellular response to calcium ion. The transcript has 20 exons. Bases 115 to 1839 code for a protein of 574 amino acids. Gene Ontology annotation, cellular component: plasma membrane. NCBI's taxonomy places the organism in Eukaryota, Metazoa, Chordata, Amphibia, Anura, Pelobatidae. Gene Ontology annotation, molecular function: calcium-dependent phospholipid binding.